Molecule: messenger RNA, 5073 nt
Organism: Esox lucius (northern pike)
Lineage: Eukaryota; Metazoa; Chordata; Actinopteri; Esociformes; Esocidae
Gene: rhbdl3
Product: rhomboid, veinlet-like 3 (Drosophila)
Exons: 9
Coding region: 1058-2284 (408 amino acids)
Cellular component (GO): membrane
Molecular function (GO): serine-type endopeptidase activity; calcium ion binding
Source: RefSeq, a predicted model, not a curated record
GAGUGCAGCCUGGCUCCGGCUCAACUUUGGGAGCGAAAUCGGUGUGUUCCUAGAGGCUGCUGAGACAGAGUUAGGCAGCUGGCCGAGCUGAGCCUUUCUCAGUAAACAACUGCGAGGGUAGCCUACGUGACGCACCGUCAUUUACACUUCAGCGACUUUUUCACGAUCUAGACAUUUUUGGAGUGUUCACUGACGGUCAUGACAUUUCUGCAUGGUGCCUUUGGCGCAGUAGAUUGCGUAUACUAACGACCAAAAAAGUAUCGUAAUGAAGAUUGCUUGUCUGACGUAACAUUUAUACAUAUAAUUGCAUCGGAGCUCCUGCGCGGCUUUUGCUUCCUUUUGAAAUAACGACAGUAGGCUAAUACCGUGUAAUGAAAAAUGUGGUAUUAUCAUUUAAAUGUUAUGUUAGUAGCCAACUGCUUUUCAAUCGAGACAACUCUAUUCUAAUUCAUUUGCAGGUGAGCGAGGUUGGAAUGAACACGCAUUGCUGUCAGUGCCUUGGCAAAAACUUGGGUUGCUCUCGGUUGCUCUGCCUGCCUCUCUCCGUCUUCCAUCGCAAUGGGAUUUCAGCACUGGCAGUAAGAAACGCCGUGGCUGUCCGGAUAGAUUUGGACUGAGGUGUAGGUGGGCCGGCGUAUGAAAUAAGGAACUGGUUAUUAGACUCAAUUCAGUUCUUGCACCGUCAGUCGCUCGAGGUUGCGACUCAGGCGAGACGCAGAUGCGCACCCGACGGACUCAUAAACUUGCCACUCAACUUUUCCUUUCUGGGUAGAUCGAUUGAAAAUAUAUUUUCCUUUUCAAGGAUCUUGAGAAUAAACGGAUACCUCUCUUUGUUUCGGUUUAUAUAUUUAUUUGACUUAUAAGGACCAGUGGUUGGACUAAAGAUGCUGAAGUGUGUUUAAAAAAAACCCUGCAUUGAUUGCCCUCGCUUGGGAUCUCAGAAAUAUGGAUAUGUCGGUAAUGUGGCUUAAAUAAAGGAGAAUGGAUAUCAUUUUUUUCGGUAAGGAUUUGAUAAAACGUCCGUGGUGCUGAGGAUAUCGGCAGCCGUAGCCCAACAAUGCCGGACGGGGCUCGGGACGUGCCGGUAAAUUCCUCUCCAGCGGUGGCUGCGAACGCGGAGGGAGACGAAAUAGAAGUGUUGGAAAGUACCGAUGUCCUUCCUGUGGCACCAGAGGACCAGUGGAAAUCUCUGUUUGACAAGUAUGACCCGGAGAGCUCGGGCUUCAUCAGCACUGAGCGCUUCAGGGACCUGCUGGCGGCCCACGGCUCGGAGCUGGACCCGCACAAGGUGGAGGUCCUACUGGCCCUCGCUGACAGCAAUGCCGACGGAAAGAUCUGCUACCAGGACUUCGUCAACCUGAUGAGCAACAAGCGCAGCAACAGUUUCCGUCGGGCCAUCCUCCAGGGCGGCCGUCAGCUGAAGGAGGCCGGGGCCCUGAGAGACGAGGUGGGUCUGGGUCUCUCGCAGAGGCUGGUGAGGCACGUCGCCUACGAAACCCUGCCCCGGGAGGUCGACCGGAAGUGGUACUUUGACAGCUACACCUGCUGCCCGCCGCCCUGGCUCAUCUUGGCCAUCACCGUCGCCGAGGCGGCGGUGUUCAUCUACUACGGCCUCCUGUUGGACCGCUGGGUGCUGCAGGUGUCCAGCCCGUCCUUCCUCAGGAGCCCUCUGCCCUACCACCCCCAGCUACGAGCCCAGGCUUGGAGAUACAUCAGCUAUGCCUUCAUGCACGCUGGGAUAGAUCAUCUGGGUCUGAACAUGGCCAUGCAGCUGCUGGUUGGAGUCCCUCUGGAGAUGGUCCAUGGAGCUCUGAGAAUAGGACUGAUCUACGUGUGUGGCGUCCUGGCAGGCUCCCUGGCCGUGUCCAUCACUGACAUGACUGCUCCGGUGGUGGGGUCGUCUGGAGGAGUCUACGCGCUGGUCUCAGCACACCUGGCAAACGUCGUUAUGAACUGGUCCGGUAUGAAAUGUCAGUUCAAGCUGUUCCGGAUGGCCAUGGCUCUAGUCUGCAUGAGCGUGGAGUUCGGCCGUGCGGUUUGGCUCCGGUUCUACCCCCAAGCCUUCCCUCCCUGCCCAAACCCCAGCUUUGUGGCCCACCUCGGGGGCGUGAUGGUGGGUCUCACCCUUGGGGUUGUGGUUCUCCAGAAUUACGAGCAGCGGCUCCAGGAGCAGUCACUCUUCUGGAUCUUCUUCUCGGUGUACUUCCUGUUUGUCCUCUGUGCCGUCUUCUGGAACAUCUUCGCCUACAGCCUCCUGGAUGUCCGGCUGCCUCCUACGCCAUGAGCUCUGGGCGAGGCUAUGUGAGCUUCCUCACCCCCCUCCCCUCCAGUCUCUGAAAUAGACUCAAUGCGCUGGACUGCAGGCUAAACCAGUCGAGAGUUUCAGAGAAGUCUCCACAGAGGGCUUAGGGAGCCAACUGCAGUCCUUAGAGCUAAUGGAAUAUCACUGCCCAGGUCCAAGAAUCCAGAACUUGCCUUUCAUUCUCGACCACUAGAGAAGUGUGGCUCCUCCUUCUCUUGAACCCAAUGCUGCUUGUUCCUGUCAGAACCCUAACUGAGGUUAUUUUGAAAGCUGAACUCGAAGGAACAAUCUGUGAAGGAACUUAUCCAUAGGGUUUGAGAGAGUUAAGAUACACCGGUGUCUGGUAUGGCCUAAAUGUCUGUGCUCUACCCUCUAAGUCUGAUGUAAAGCUAUGUUCUAGUUAAAAGUUCUAGCUUUUAACAGUUAUAACGUCAUGUGAUGGGUUUGAUCUAAUGUCCAAGUGUUUACCUGGUGAUCUGAUGUUUUCUGCACCCUUCUGUGUUGCUUGUUCCAGUAUGUUGGCAAGACAAAGACCUAAUGACUGAAACAGAAAGAUGGGGACCAAAGCUAGAGAUUUGCAGGGAUGUUUCUUUUGUGUCUUUGGUGUGUGAGUGCCAUAGAUUUGAAGAAACACAUACUGAAUUGUUCUGUAAGUCCUAACUCUUAUAAAUUAAAGUGUGUGUGUGUGUGUGGGUGUGGGUGGGUGUGUUUGGGUUUGUGGGAGCAGUAUUGCAUGCACGGUUUGUCGGACUGGACAGUAUUGGCAUGUUAUACUGGUUACACUGACUUUGGAUUUUAAUUAUCAAAAAUGGAAAUGAGUGGAAACAAGAGUUAGAAGUGGAGUUCAGUAUUGCUUAGUGUUCUUGACUGUUGCCAAAAUAAUCCCACAUAACUAACAAAAUACUAUAGAAUAUGCACUGUACUUUUAACAGUGGAAUAUGUUGCCUUUUGAGAGGAGUACUGGUUGAGCUGGGACAGGGACAGCUAAACAAUAUACACAGAAACUAAUAAUGAGUUCGGUUGAAUUUUUUUAGAAUCAUUCAAGAGGAACUGUCAUUGUGAUAAGUGGACAAUACUUCAUUUCAUAUUCAGAUUUACAAUGUUUAUCGCCAGUGGGAUAUCAUCCUUCUUGAGGAAUCUAAAACGAUAUCCUAAGGCGAGGAGUUCCAAAUCUAGGAUGGGGUGAUGAGGACACUGGGAUCCCCUCACGCCUUCCAAAUGUCCCGGUGAGCUGUGACUGUUACCCUCCCAUGACCUCGCUGGCUACAUUCACCCUGUCUAGCCUGUUUUUGCUGCUAACAUUAAGAUUGCCAAACCAGACCAACCAUGGGGUAAAGAGCAUCAACACAGAUUCUGUGAAACUAACGUGAAACAAAAUUGCAUUAUGAAGUUGUCCGUACACAUCUCAGAAACAGUCCUAUCUGAAAUUAAAUUAAUUUAGCUCAUCAGCCUGUGCAUAUCGGUGAGUAAAAAUAAUCUACAUCACUUGGUUUCCUUUGUGUUGUGACAACCAUAGCUGUUAUAGUAUUCCAGGCAACCCUUGGACAGUUGCCACGGCGCUCACCCUCGACCCUCGACCCUUCUCCGUAUCCAUGUCAGUUUGGUCUUCUUGCUUCCUGACACGGCCUCAACUCUAGAUUCCCCUUUAGCAGUCACAUUGCCCCCCCCAUAGCAGUGUUGUUCUUGUUUUACAUGAUGAGCCCUUUCGAUGACUUGGUUAACCUCUGUCUAUAGGCUGCGCAAAUGGUGCGGCCUCGGCAGCACUACCUUCCAUUGAGAAUUUGAAGUGUACUACAUAGACGUCCAUAACACGGAUGCUACUGUAAGUCAGGUUGGAUUGGAUGUUGUGGUUGCAUCGACGGGAGAACGUCGGACCGGAACCAGCCACGCUCAGAUUGGCCUGUUGCCCCUCCGGCGGGUUUAGCCACUCCAGGACUGUCACUGUCAAGCCGAAGACGUUUCUUUGACUUGGGAGUUGAAAUGAUGGCACGAACAGACUGCCGCCUGGGUUAGCUCAGAUGUGUGCUGUAACUUAACCUCACCAUGGCACCAGUAAUUGCGUGACACAAAAUGACUUAUAAAUGUAGUUAUUUACGAAUUAAUAUUUUAACAUACAAUGGGUGACUGUUGUUUAUUUUUAAACACGGUGUUGGCGUCUGUUGUAUAGUUGUUGACUGGUCUACAUUGUGAUGUCUGAAUUAUCUUGUGUAUUUAACAUUGAUUGAUGAGGUAAUUUGGGAUUAUGUAUAAGGGCUAUGAUACUGAGAAUGGUGACUCACUGACAUUAUUUUAACACCUGCAUAUUUUGUAGAUUUUUUAUGUAAAUACUGGAAUACAUUAAACUGUUUUUAUAAUUAAACUAUACCUGAAAUCCUGGCGUUUGGUAAUUGUCAGUGGUCUCUGCUCACUCAACUCCUUAAUGUGCAGAGAGACCUUGGAACGAGACACACAUUCGUAUAAACUGUCCGAAUGGUGUUUUAAAAGAGCUCUUGUCUGAAUGGCCGAGGAGGCUCUGAAGAAAACAGCGGAUGUCAAAGUGAUCAAUGAAACGCGUGAGGACACAACAGUUGGUCAUUAUUCACUGAGUGAAGCGAGGCCAGCUAUAGUGCUGCCUCUUCAGUCUAGUCCCUUGUCUUAUGGAAACCAACAGAAGCACCCAAUGCGUACAAUGAAACAUUCAUCGGUUGGUCUUAAAAGUGGGUUCUAAUCGGUUUAAGGACUUGCAUUCAUAUUCCAUUCUCCAAACUAAUCAUUUACCUGAGAGGGAAAAG